This is a messenger RNA of Zonotrichia leucophrys gambelii, 2469 nucleotides long. RefSeq names its product taxilin beta (gene TXLNB). The transcript is spliced from 10 exons. Gene Ontology annotation, molecular function: syntaxin binding. NCBI's taxonomy places the organism in Eukaryota, Metazoa, Chordata, Aves, Passeriformes, Passerellidae. The coding region runs from base 75 to 2132 and encodes 685 amino acids. The record is from RefSeq and is a predicted model, not a curated record.
UGCCCUUGUCUGAGUUUCUGCCUGGCUUUUUUCCUCUGCUCAGAUCUUCUCUUUGCUGCGGUGCUGCAUUAAGCAUGGAGAGUGACCAGUCUUCCACCUCACCUGGGCAGGACAUGCAGGGGCAGAGUGGGGACAGAGCUGCCCCUGGCCUGCCAUCCCCUGCUCCUGCCCCCAUGGAGCAGCCAGGCAGCUGGCCCCAAGCAGCCGUGUGUGACAUCUCGGAGGAGCUGAGCCGGCAGCUGGAGGACAUCAUCAAAACCUACGGGUCUGCCACCAGCCUGAUGGAGAAGGAAAGCACUGCUGCAGGAACAGACAGGCCUGAGAAGGGAGAGCCAGGCAGCUUGGAGGAUGCAGAGUAUGAGGAUGGAAAUGAAGAGAGUGAGAAAGAGAAGCUGGCUCCUGGGGAUGCCUCCAAAGCAAAGGAGCCCAGUGGCAACAAGGAGCAGAAGCUGGAGAAGAAAAUCCUGAAGGGACUAGGAAAAGAAGCCACCCUACUGAUGCAAAGUUUGAAUAAGAUGAAUACUCCAGAAGAGAAGCUGGACCUGUUGUUUAAGAAGUAUGCUGAGCUGCUUGAAGAACAUCGUGCUGAGCAGAAGAAGCUGAAGUAUCUACAGAAGAGGCAGGCCCAGAUCACCAAGGAGAAGGACCAGCUGCAGAGUGAGCACAGCCGAGCCAUCCUCGCCCGCAGCAAGCUCGAGAGCCUGUGCCGGGAGCUCCAGAGGCACAACAAGAACCUCAAGGAGGAAACAAUCCAGCGGGCACGGGAGGAAGAUGAGAAGAGGAAAGAAAUAACUAAUCACUUCCAGGGCACGCUGAGUGAAAUCCAGGCUCAGAUCGAGCAGCAGAGUGAGAGGAACAUGAAGCUCUGCCAGGAGAACACGGAGCUGGCCGAGAAGCUGAAGAGCAUCAUAGACCAGUACGAGCUGCGGGAAGAGCACCUUGACAAAAUAUUUAAGCACAGAGAACUUCAACAGAAACUGGUGGAUGCCAAGUUGGAACAGUCUCAGGAAAUGAUGAAGGAAGCCGAGGAGCGACACCAGAAAGAGAAGGAAUAUCUCCUGAACCAAGCUGCAGAAUGGAAGCUCCAGGCCAAAAUGUUAAAGGAGCAAGAGACUGUCCUGCAGGCACAGAUCACUCUGUACUCUGAAAGAUUUGAAGAAUUUCAGAAAACCUUGGCCAAAAGCAAUGAAGUGUUUGCCACAUUCAAACAGGAGAUGGAAAAAAUGACAAAGAAAAUGAAGAAGUUAGAAAAGGAUACUGCUACAUGGAAAUCCAGGUUUGAGAACUGUAACAGAGCAUUACUGGACAUGAUUGAAGAGAAAGCCAUGAGGUCCAAGGAAUAUGAGUGCUUUGUGCUGAAAAUCCAGAGACUAGAGAACCUCUGCCGUGCUCUGCAGGAAGAGAGAAAUGAAUUGUACAAAAAAAUAAAGCAAGCACAGUUCCCAGAAGAGGUGAAUGGAAACGGCAUCUUAGAAGAAGAAGAAGAAGAAGAUGAUGAAGAAGGUGAUACUAAAACAACGCCUUCCCCCUCUGAGCAGGAGAGCAUUGAGCUGCAUGAGAGUGACAAGAGGAUGCUGAAGCAGCUGGCUGAAGCUUUCAGGGUGUCCCACAGGGCAGAGGAGUCCCUCCCAAGCAACAGCAGCAAUCCAGAGCCCUGUGACACUCAAACAUGUAAUGCCAUCCUGGUGCCAGAACCUCCUGCUCCUCUCACUCUACAUUCAGAGGCUGGGAAAACCUGUGAGCAGCCCAGCAUGAGCACAGCAGCACCCACUGAACACACAGCAGCACCCACUGAAAGUAUGACAGUGCCCACUGAGAACGGGUCAAAGCCCACCAAAAGCACGCCCUCACUUCCAGACAGGGUGCCAACACCCACAGAAAGUGUGCCAGUGCCUCCUGAGAGUGUGCUUGUCCCCACUGGGAACAUGCCAAUGCCCACUGAAAGCAUGCCAGCAACCCCUGAAAACGUGCCAACCCGCACACAAAGCACACCCAUCUCCCUUGGGAAUAUACCAGUACCCAUUCAGGGCCCACCAAAAGCUGCAGAAUGUGUGGAUGGCCCAGCAGAUAGAUCUGUCCAGGGGCAGUCUGGGAAGCAAACAGGGGACACAGACAUGGAAGCAGUGGAUUGAAGACACCAUGUGCCCAGGCUUGUCUUCUGCAAACCAGAGCUCUGCUUUGUCCUCUAAAUGGAUACCUUUUUUUUUUUUUUUUAAGAAACAAAAAUUGUUUCCUAAAACACACUCAUGUAUUUGUAUGCAAAUGUAACGCACUUCUCUUUGCUACCACUAUCCAGUAAUAAUGGGUCUGCAAAUUUUGCAGUCCUUCAUCUGCUUGAAGUAUAAUACUUUCUUAAUGACAUGGAAAUACAAUGAAAUCACAGGAUCUCUUUUUCCCAGGCAUGAUGAGUCAUCUCAUUCAGGAAAAUAAUUUUAGUGUUGCACUUCCAUGUUUCAAAAAACGAUGCAA